CCAGGAUGGCCUGAAAGCCGUGGAAAACCUCAAGCCCUCCAUUGAAACGCUCUCCACCGACCUCCACACGAUCAAACAGGCCCAGGAUGAAGAGAGAAAGCAGCUGAUGCAGCUUCGAGAUAUUCUCAAGUCAGCGCUGCAGGUGGAGCAGAAAGAGUCUAGGAGAGAUUCACAGAUCCGCCAGAGUGCGGCCUACAGCUUGCAUCAGCCUCAGGGAAACAAGGAGCACGGAACUGAGCGCAGCGGGAACCUCUACAAGAAGAGCGACGGGAUCCGUAAAGUGUGGCAGAAAAGGAAAUGUUCCGUGAAGAACGGCUUUCUGACCAUAUCCCAUGGCACGGCUAACCGGCCUCCUGCAAAGCUCAACCUGUUAACCUGCCAGGUGAAGACUAACCCAGAGGAGAAAAAGUGUUUUGACCUGAUUUCACAUGACAGGACAUACCACUUUCAGGCCGAAGACGAGCAGGAAUGUCAGAUCUGGAUGUCUGUGCUGCAGAACAGCAAAGAGGAAGCUUUGAACAAUGCAUUUAAGGGCGACGACAACACUGGAGAAAACAACAUCGUCCAGGAGCUGACCAAGGAGAUCAUCUCCGAAGUGCAGCGGAUGGCUGGCAACGAUGUGUGCUGUGACUGCGGGGCGCCAGAUCCGACCUGGCUGUCGACCAACCUGGGCAUUCUGACCUGCAUCGAGUGCUCCGGCAUCCACCGAGAGCUGGGGGUUCACUACUCCAGGAUGCAGUCCCUGACGCUGGAUGUUCUAGGGACCUCGGAGCUGCUGCUGGCCAAGAACAUCGGGAAUGCAGGCUUCAACGAGAUCAUGGAGAGCUGCCUGCCCGCGGAGGACGCGGUCAAACCCACCCCCGGCAGCGACAUGAACGCCAGGAAGGACUACAUCACGGCCAAGUACAUGGAGAGGCGCUUCGCCAGGAAGAGCCCCGGGGACCGCGCCGCCAAGCUGCUCGGGCUCUGCGAGGCCGUCAGGACGCGGGACGUGCUGGGGCUGCUGCAGGCCUACGCCGACGGCGUGGACCUGACGGCGAAGAUCCCCCUGGCCAACGGACACGAGCCAGACGAGACAGCCCUGCAUCUCGCGGUCAGGUCCGUGGACCGCACGUCCCUUCACAUCGUUGACUUCUUGGUUCAGAACAGCGGGAACCUCGACAAGCAGACCGGGAAGGGCAGCACGGCCCUGCACUACUGCUGCCUGACCGCCAACGCCGAGUGCCUGAAGCUGCUGCUGCGAGGCAAGGCGGCCAUUGAGAUCGCCAACGAGGCGGGUGAGACGCCGCUGGACAUCGCCAGGCGCCUGCGACACGAGCACUGCGAGGAGCUGCUGACCCAAGCCCUGUCCGGGAGGUUCAAUUCCCACGUCCACGUUGAAUACGAGUGGCGGCUCCUCCACGAGGACCUGGAUGAAAGCGACGACGACAUGGACGAGAAGCUGCAGCCAAGCCCCAGCCGGCGAGAAGACCGGCCUGUCAGCUUCUACCAGCUGGGGGCCAACCAGCCGUCGUCCAGUGUGGCGUCCCUGGCCAGAGACACCGCCGGCCUGGCCAAGGACAAGCAGAGGAGCUUCGCGCCCAGCCUGCUGCAGAACGAGACGUACGGGGCCACCCUGAGCGGCAGCUCCCCGCCCGGCCAGCCCGCGGCCCCAGGCGCCGGCGCCCCCCCGCUGCCCCCGCGGAACGUUGCCAAAGACCCUCUGGCUCCCACACUGCCCGCUCCGGGGGCCAAGGCCAGCGUCAUGGAAGCCCUGGGCCAGCAGGGCAAGCCCGCUCCGCCUGGGGCGCCAGCUGGCAAGGCCGCGCCCCCGCCCUUGCCGCCCAGCCGGCUGCCGCAGCAGAGGCCCACUCCCGGGGAGAAGUCAACCCCGCUGAUCAACAAAGGCCAGCCCCGAGGCCCUGCAGCGGAUCCCUCGGGAACAGACGCCCUGGGUGCUCUGUCCGGCUCGGUGGUCCUCCAGCCCCCGGCGCCCAUGCCCAGGAAGUCCCAGACGACCAAGCUGAAGCCCAAGAGGGUCAAGGCCCUGUAUAACUGCGUGGCCGACAACCCGGAUGAGCUGACCUUCUCCGAGGGGGACGUGAUCAUCGUGGAUGGGGAGGAGGACCAAGAGUGGUGGAUCGGCCACAUCGACGGCGACCCCAGCCGCAGGGGCGCCUUCCCCGUGUCGUUUGUGCACUUUAUUGCCGACUGAGGCGCCGCCGAGGACGCUGCACCGCGCCGGCCGGCUCCCGUGGG
Molecule: messenger RNA, 2238 nt
Organism: Condylura cristata (star-nosed mole)
Lineage: Eukaryota; Metazoa; Chordata; Mammalia; Eulipotyphla; Talpidae
Gene: ASAP2
Product: ArfGAP with SH3 domain, ankyrin repeat and PH domain 2
Exons: 21
Coding region: 107-2194 (695 amino acids)
Biological process (GO): positive regulation of GTPase activity
Molecular function (GO): GTPase activator activity; protein binding
Source: RefSeq, a predicted model, not a curated record